AGGCUGAAGGCCCUUCGCUGCGGACGAGGGGCCAGGCAGUGAUGAGGGAGCAGAGCGAUGAGCUUGGGAGGGACGGGCUCUGGGGAGCAGGGGCGGGACAAUGAGCUGAAGAGAGAGAAGCAAGGCUUAGCCUGAGGGAGAGAGCCUGGAACGCCCCCCAGCAGAGAGGGCGCCCUAGCCGCCGGCGAGGCCCGUCUCGCUAUGAUCCCCGAGAAGAUGCGGCAGCUGCUGCCAGAGGUGGAGCUGGAUCCCAGCGUUAUCUCCGUCCUGCUCUGCAGCUCCACCGUGGCCUUCCUGGUGCUCAAGUGGAUGGUGAAGAAGCUGGUGCAGCAGAAGAUGUGGGAGGCAAGGAGGAACCGAGUGCGCGCCCUGGGACAGAUGGAAGAAGCUGUCCAGCAGUUCAAACAAGAGAACCCAGAGGUACAGGCCAGUCGCAUCCUCUCUCUGCCGCUUGUUGAGCUGGUCAAGAAACUGAAGGAAGAUUCCCUGUCACCAGAGAGCGUCCUCUACACGUACAUGGACAAGGCCUUAGAAGUGAACCGGGAUGUGAACUGUGUGACGGAUUUUAUUCAGGAGUGUGUGCACCUGCUCCAGGAAGUGAGGACGCAAAGGGAGAAAGGAUUGUUGUAUGGAGUUCCCAUCAGUAUCAAGGAUCCCAUUGGAUACGAGGGUCACGUCUCCACCUGUGGCUUGGGACAGUACCUCGGCUACCCGGAGCGAGAGGACAGCGUCUUAGUGAAGGUGCUGAAGAAGCAGGGGGCCAUUCCGUUUGUGAAAACCAACAUCUCCCAGUGCUUGAUCAACUACGACUGCAGCAACUUGAUCUUCGGCCAGACGGUGAAUCCGCUGAACCACAAGAAAAGCCCCGGCGGCUCCUCCGGAGGGGAGGGGGCGCUGAUCGCCGGAGGAGGGUCCGUCCUGGGCUUUGGGACAGAUAUAGGUGGGAGCAUCCGCCUGCCGUCCAGCUUCUGCGGGCUGUGCGGGCUCAAGCCGACGGGCAACAGGCUGAGCGGUCCUGUCAGUUACGUCCAAACAGGUGAGCCAUUUCUUCAACGACCUUCUCGGUCUGAACCUCUGGCAACAGAUAUUAACCACGUUACAGGAAUGGUUGGGCCAAUGGCGAGGGAUGUGGACAGCCUGGCUCUGUGCAUGAGAGCACUCCUGUGUGAUGACAUGUUCCGCCUGGACCCCACCGUGCCACCCCUGCCCUUCAACGAGGCGGUGUACUCCAGUUCCACCCCUCUUCGGAUCGGGUACUAUGACACAGACGGCUAUUUCCUGCUACCUCCUUGCAUGAGACGGGCUGUGCAUGAAACCAGGACGUUGCUGCAGGAGGUUGGACACACACUGAUCCCGUUCGUCCCCCCACGGAUCGACUACGUCAUGAACGAGCUCUUCAUGAAGGGCCUGUUUGCCGAUGGUGGCGCUGCUUUGCUUGAGAAAUUUGAACUGGACACUGUGGAUCCCAACUCCUGCUCCCAGAUCAAUUGCUACAGACUCCCCUUUCUCCUGAAGAAGAUUCUGGCUUUCCUCACCAAACCCCUGUUCCCUCGAUUCUCCAGUUAUUUGAAUGCACUGUGUGGAGUGUGGUCGCCGAAAGAAUUCUCGGAGCUGCAUGCUGCAUUGAUGAUAUACCGACGGGAAUUCCUCUCCGGAUGGAGAAACCUGGAUCUGGAUGUCAUCCUGUGUCCUGUGUUAGGCCCUGCCUUCACCCUGGGGUAUCCUGGGAGACUCAUUGCUGCUGUUUCUUCUACCAUGUUGUACAACGUCUUAAACUUCCCUGCUGGGGUUGUGCCGGUCACCACGGUUACGGAGGCUGAUGAGGAAAAUCUGAAGCAUUACACAGGGCACUACGGUGACCCCUGGGAUAGGAGACUGAGACAGGCUGUGGAAGGAGCCGUGGGGCUGCCCGUGGCGGUGCAGUGCGUGGCUCUGCCGUGGCAGGAGGAGCUGUGCCUGCGGUUCAUGAAGGAGGUGGAGAGACUGGCCCAGGGACAGAAAAAGCAAACUGAGGAGAACUUACAGCAUGGAGGAGCCCAGGCUGAUGUGCAUACAGAGGGGCAAAGUGAUGUGCAAGCGCAAGCAUCCCGCACGACCGUGCAAACGAACAUACUAAUGGAUGUGCAAAGAACACUAGCUCAAACUGAUCUGGUCGCUGACGUGCAAACGGAUGUGCAAAAACCAGGAUCUCAAACUGAUUUGUUAGCUGACGUGCAACUGCACGGGCACCCACAGUCCUCUGGCCCUGACAUGCAACCGGGCGUGCAAACACAACUAACUCAACCUGACACUGAAACACAGCCAUGCCAACCUGAGACGCAAACACAGCCUUCCCAACCUGACGUGCAAACACAACUAACCCAGCCUGAAGUGCAACCUGACGUGCAAACACAACUAACCCAGCCUGAAGUGCAACCUGACGUGCAAACACAGCCUUCCCAACCUGACGUGCAAACACAACUAACCCAGCCUGAAGUGCAACCUGACGUGCAAACACAGCCUUCCCAACCUGACAUGCAACCUGACGUGCAAACACAACUAACCCAGCCUGACAUACAACCUGAUGUGCAAACACAACCAACCCAACCUGACAUUGAAAUACAACCAACCCAACCUGAUGUGCACACACAGCCUUCCCAAUCUGAUGUGCAAACCCAACCUGACAUUGAAACACAACCAUCCCACCCUGACAUGCAACCUGAUGUGCCAACUGCCUAAUGAACAAGGCGCGCUCUGCCCCCCAUUAAAAUGCAGCCAGCUCUGGCCAUGGCCAUUGUUUAGCAUCACCAACGCACUUUUAUUGGGGACCAGAAGUGAAGAACACCACGUGCAGCUGAAAGGAGAAUUUACAUCAGCCGAUCCAAUUACCCACAUCUCUGUUUGAUUAGGACACCAGAGCCAACCCCCCAGCUCUUGUGAAAAGUGGCAGGGUUUGGUCAUGAGAACUACAUUUGAACUCCCCAAGUUAGCACCUCCCCUGUAGCACAGCGCCCCCUAGCACAGAACUGGGGCAUUUGUUCAACAUGGAAUCCACGAAGAGAGAAACUGAAUAAAACCCUAUUUGCA
Mauremys mutica (yellowpond turtle) is the source of this 3066-nucleotide messenger RNA. RefSeq names its product vitamin D3 hydroxylase-associated protein-like. The record is from RefSeq and is a predicted model, not a curated record. Gene Ontology annotation, biological process: fatty acid catabolic process. The transcript has 16 exons. Gene Ontology annotation, molecular function: amidase activity; fatty acid amide hydrolase activity. Lineage: Eukaryota; Metazoa; Chordata; Testudines; Geoemydidae. The coding region runs from base 202 to 2718 and encodes 838 amino acids.